UUCAUUGAAUUGACACAUAUUAGAACGCGGUUAAGUUUGAUGUUUUGUUAGUUCGAGUUAAAGCGGUGUCAGGUGCUGAUUACUCGUCCGUAUCUCACUGGGAGAAGUUUAUAAACUUCUUUUAUCCAUUCACUUUUUCAGAUAUCAAUGCAAGCUCUUUGAAUAGCUGGGGAAAAAAACGGAAUGAUGAUACCUUUCUCCUUACUCAUCCUUGUUACUUUAUUAAGUACAGGUACCUCAUUAUCAAUAAUAUCGUCAAACGGAACAGUGUUAGUAAAAGAAGAGGUUAAUCCAGGAAGGAAUAAUACCAACUUUCGAAGAUUUCCUUUUACAUGGAGACGAGCACAUUUUCCCAUUAUUCCACCUCGUCUUAGAGUAAAAUCUAUCAAUCGAGUGGUAUCGUCGACAACCAGCACAACGACAACGACGACAACAACAGAAACAAUUCCAACUGAUUCAAAUAUUCGACCAAUUGAUAUAUUUGAAAUUUCUUCAUCGGAUAACAGUCCAGCUAUUGUAUGGCCUGUGCCAAGAAGACCUGCAUCUAGAAGAUUCCGAACUCCUUCAUUCACAACUUCUGCACCUAGGGUAUUACCAAAGUUGCUUCAACCGAAACCCACUCGCCCAGCAAUAUACAGUUUGGAUGGAUUUGUACCGAAACCUUCUAUACAACGAAUAAGCACUACUGAAGCACCACUAGAAAUUCGCCGACAAUAUCUUCUUACUAACAACAACAACAACAAUAACAACAACAACCACAACAACAACAACAACAAUAAUAAUAAUAAUCUACACGAGAAACGAAAAAAGAAGCAGAAAAGUCGCCAGUCUCUUUACGAAGAUGACGAUGAUAAAGGUGAUAAAUAUGGUUUAGGUCGACGUAAAAAACCUGUUAGCAGAUAUACAGCUUUCGCCAGGAAAGGUAUACCAGGUAUAGAUUAUCCCGUCAAUGUCAGAAUACCUCAGACAAACUUUGAUUGUAGCUCACGACUUGGUCCUGGACUGUAUGCUGAUCCUGAAACAGACUGUCAGGUAUGGCACAUGUGUCCCGGUGGUAGCCUCGUACCGCGUCACAGUUUUCUCUGUCCAAACGGAACAAUUUUCAACGAAUUUAGAAGAAUUUGCGAUUGGUGGUACAAUGUGCGCUGCGAAAAGGACGACACGAGGAAACGAAGGUCUGUAGACGAAUUGGCUCCCGUCUUCCAACUUUAAAUAUUGAUCCACCGUUUAUAAACAUUAUCAUCUAUGUAAAUAUGUAUUCAUCUGGAGAACAGUGUAAAGGCUCAACUAACUAAACUUCUUAUUCCUUCAGCAAUCAUUAUUUAUGGGAUUUUGAUUAAGAUUCAGUUCGAGAUGACUGAUAUUUAAAAACAAACAAAAAUAUUUCAUUAAGAAUACGACUUAUUCUUAUGAAAUUUUCCAUUUUGUAUAUAGUCUAUCCUUUGUAAACGAAAUGUAUGUUAGAUAUAACAACAUUACAUUCAUUUAAUAAAAUUGCAUUCUGUAAAUUUUCAAAAAAACUGUAACUAAAAUAUGCGCUUCAAUAGAAGAUACAACUGAAAGAUAUACGGCAUGUAAAUUUAAGAUGUAUAUUUUUCAUAUAAAUAUAAAAACUGACUAAAAUCAAAAUUUUAAGUCAUGGAAUAAUUCAAGAAAGGGAAUUGUUAAGAAAAGACUUUUAUAAUUGCAUAAUUUGCACAAGUAUUUUUAUAAUUGUUUUAAAGUAAAGUUAUUAUUUUUAAUCUUUGAACG
Molecule: messenger RNA, 1752 nt
Organism: Centruroides sculpturatus (bark scorpion)
Lineage: Eukaryota; Metazoa; Arthropoda; Arachnida; Scorpiones; Buthidae
Product: serine/threonine-protein kinase pakE-like
Exons: 5
Coding region: 184-1212 (342 amino acids)
Cellular component (GO): extracellular region
Molecular function (GO): chitin binding
Source: RefSeq, a predicted model, not a curated record